Triticum turgidum subsp. durum (durum wheat) is the source of this 1089-nucleotide messenger RNA. The record is from the annotation of a GenBank genome assembly. NCBI's taxonomy places the organism in Eukaryota, Viridiplantae, Streptophyta, Magnoliopsida, Poales, Poaceae.
AUGGAACAAUCGCUGCCAACGACCGUGUCUACGUGCACCCCCGACACGGCGAUGGGCAAGCACGUGUUCAAGAUCGUCGGCUACCAUCUGCACAAGGGUUUGGGCGUCGGCAAGUACAUACGGUCCGCCACCUUCGCCGUCGGCGGCUACGACUGGUGCGUCCGUUGCUACCCCGAUGGAUACUCAUCCCCCGAGUGCAAUGGCCACAUCUCUGUCUACCUCGAGCUCCUCUCCAGGAACGCCGAGGUCAGGGCGAACUACACAUUCAGUCUAAUCGACUCGGGCGGCGGCGGCGCGCAGCCAUGGUCGCCGUUCAUCCGCCGCUUCGCUCACAACUACACCUCCGUCGAUGCUUGCUAUGGAGCUGACAUGUUCAUCAAACAGAGUUCGCUCGAAUCGGUGCCGUACCUGCGGGACGACACCGUGGUGAUUGAGUGUGAGGUCAAGGUUAUCAGGUGCCCGCAGGUGCAGGAGGAGUCCGUGCUGGCCGCCACACAUAUCGAGGUGCCGCCCUUGGAUCUGCCGAACCACCUCAGAAAGUUGCUGGAUGGAAAGAGAGGAGCAGAUGUGACUUUUGAGGUUAAAGGCAAGGUUUUCCCUGCACACAAGAUUAUGCUCGCCACGCGAUCGCCGGUCUUCGAUGCUCAGCUCUAUGGACCCAUGAGCGAUGCCAAUGCCACAAGUAGGAACAUAAUCAUCGAGGACAUGGAACCCCCUGUUUUCAGGGCCUUGCUUCACUUCAUCUACACGGAUUCGCUGCCGGCUAUGGAUGACCUUGAUGAUGGUGAGAACCAAGAGAUGGUUAAACACUUGCUGGUGGCUGCCGACAGGUAUGCCAUGGACAGGAUGAAGAUGAUAUGUGAAGGUAUUCUCUGCAAGAGCCUUGACGUUGAGACCGUGGCGACGACAUUGGCGCUAGCUGAUCAGCAUCACUGCAGCAAGCUGAAAGAUGCCUGUGUUGAAUUCAUUCUCUCUUCAAACAGAAUGGAUGAUGUGGUAGCAAGCCAGGGGUAUGCACACCUCAAACGAUCUUGUCAUGCUCUCAUGUUUGAUGUCUUUGAGAGGGCUACCAAGUCUCGCAAAAUUUAA